Somion occarium is the source of this 802-nucleotide messenger RNA. NCBI's taxonomy places the organism in Eukaryota, Fungi, Basidiomycota, Agaricomycetes, Polyporales, Cerrenaceae. The record is from the annotation of a GenBank genome assembly.
CGCGUCGCAAGCUUAAGCAUGUGACCGUGUAAUCUCCGCCUGUCAUAUUUGAUCCCCGCUCUUGCAGCCACAGACGCGUCUCGCGAUUGCCUCCUUACUCUCAAACCUCAUGUCUAACUCUCCUCAACUGAAGAAACGCAAAAUGUCCUCAGAGAACGAUGUUGAACACUCCUCUAUUGCGCCUGUGUCAAAACUUCUCAUUAAACGUCUCUCUGAGAAGGCGAAACUUCCCACAAAAGGCUCACCUCUGUCUGCUGGCUAUGAUCUAUACAGUGCUGAGAAGAAGGUCAUUCCCGCUCAUGGGAAAGCAUUAGUUGAUACCCAACUAUCAAUCGCGGUACCGGUCGGUACGUACGGACGCGUCGCGCCUCGAAGUGGACUUGCCUCAAAGUUCAUGAUUGAUACUGGUGCGGGUGUCAUUGAUGCUGACUACCGCGGCGUCGUCUUUGUUCUCCUUUUCAAUCUCUCUGAUACCGAUUUCCAAGUUGAAGAAGGUGAUCGUAUAGCGCAGCUGAUCCUUGAAAAAAUCGAGUCUCCGGACGUGAUGGAGGUCGACGUAAGUUACUGGACUAGGUUUAUUGGCGUACUGUUUCAUCUCAAGUUUUCUUUCUAGGAUCUCAACGAGACCCUUCGAGGAACAGGUGGUUUUGGUUCUACUGGCGGCCACGUUGCUCUGUGAAGUUCCCAAAACACUCACCUCAUCCAUUGAUAUAUCUUGCUAUAUUUGUAUACACAUUUGACUGUAAUGUCUCAUUGAACGAUUUCAUUCAGCAGUUCGUAACCUGAUUUUACAUCGGGUACA